This is a messenger RNA of Alternaria ethzedia, 1515 nucleotides long. RefSeq lists its product as uncharacterized. Lineage: Eukaryota; Fungi; Ascomycota; Dothideomycetes; Pleosporales; Pleosporaceae. Gene Ontology annotation, cellular component: membrane. Gene Ontology annotation, biological process: arachidonate metabolic process. Bases 1 to 1515 code for a protein of 504 amino acids. The record is from RefSeq and is a predicted model, not a curated record. The transcript has 4 exons.
AUGUCUGGAGAUCUCCGACUUCUCAGUCUCGAUGGAGGAGGCGUACGUGGUCUGGCAUCACUGUAUAUGCUAAGGAAGAUACUAUCCUUGGUUGGCAGCCCAAAGCCAUGUGUCUAUUUUGACAUGAUCUGCGGAACAAGCACAGGAGGUUUGAUUGCUAUCAUGCUCGGUCGACUGGAGAUGUCUGUCGAUCAGUGCAUUGAGGCGUACACCGAACUGAUGGACGUCGUCUUCGAUCCGAAAGACAGAAAACUGCCUUUCAAAAUUCGGAAUGGUAAAGUUCAGCCUCGGUACAAGACGAAACACAUGGAGAAAGCGAUCAAGCAGGUGAUCUCCAAAGCUGGCUACGAGAAAGCCGGCGAGCAAUCCAACUUUUACAACGAAGUCAAGAUCUGGGAGGUAGCUCGUGCUACAUCGGCUGCCACAUCGUUCUUUGCGCCAAUGGACAUCACACACGCUGGUGCGCCCAGACGAUUCCUUGACGCAGGUAUCGGAUCCAACAAUCCCAUCGACGAACUAUAUCUCGAAGCGAUGUCGCUGUUCGACAAAUCUGAAGAAGAGUUUGACAAGCAGAUCCGAGUACUGGUAUCGAUCGGUACCGGUAGGCCAGCAUUGCACGGGUUCGGCGAGAAGGUUACCGAGGUUGCGAAGAGUAUUGCUUCGAUUGCGACAGAGACUCAGACCACGGCGAACAAAUUUCAUCUGACGCACAAGAAGUUGGCGAGCCGGGGCGGAUACUUCAGGUUCAACCCUCCUGACCUCUCCGAAGUGGCGAUUGACGAGGCGAGCAAGAAAGGCAUCAUCGCGGAGCGGACUGAGGCGUUUAGCAACGAUGCGCAGACCAUAGAAAUGGUAGAGCGCUGGGAGAACGUGGCAGGAACUGAGAAAAAACCAGUCAUAUCGCCAACUCCAUCUGCAACACACGUCAAGCCUGCUGUGACAAAAUUGUUCUAUUCAUUGUACAAAGGGCCCAAGUACAUCAAAGAAUAUGCGCCAUCGUACUGGCAGCAUCUAACGCUGGACUCAUACUACGUGUACGAAAAGAUAUACGACAGAUGCGAUCCCCAAGACAAAAAGGUUACUUUCAGCGCUUUCUUCGAGCAGUUCGGCCCCGAUCCAAAGCCAUCAAACAAGCAGGUCUUCGAAGCCUGGGCGCGCCUUCUCCGAGACAAGCGCGACGUGCGCAACAGCAUACAUCGGAAACCAUUCGUGAUGGCGAUCUUGUACAUGCUCCACGUCGAGUCUAGUCUUGACAUCGCCAAAAUGACAGACGUAGACCCUAAUCGACGCGAGAUGCUAAAGCGGUUCUCGAAAUGGGUGCCGUGCAAGUGUGAUGCACGUUGCGGCCGCGAGUGGAAUUUUGUCAACGAGGUUGGGCUGUCGCGCGGCGGAAAUGGUGGCGAUGAAUGUAAUCUUCUGGGGUUGUUCGAUGAUAGCAAGUGGAAGUUGGUGUUCAAGACCGAUAAAGUGCGGAAACUAGAUGCGACCAGGAAGGCAUGGGAAGCUUCUAUGUGA